Molecule: messenger RNA, 1893 nt
Organism: Xyrauchen texanus (razorback sucker)
Lineage: Eukaryota; Metazoa; Chordata; Actinopteri; Cypriniformes; Catostomidae
Product: mitochondrial import inner membrane translocase subunit TIM44-like
Exons: 13
Coding region: 42-1379 (445 amino acids)
Biological process (GO): protein import into mitochondrial matrix
Cellular component (GO): mitochondrial inner membrane
Molecular function (GO): protein-folding chaperone binding
Source: RefSeq, a predicted model, not a curated record
CCCCGGAAGUGCGUCGCAAGGUCACUCGCAGCGCAAGCAAGAUGGCGACCUCCAUGUGUCAGUGUUAUCAGCUGUGUGUUAGGAGAGGUUAUGUGCUGUUGUCCACUCGUCAGUGUGCAUCAUUAUACAACAGAUCUCAUGUCUCUAGGAUAUGUGCAGCACAGGUGCGGUUCAUGUCUGGCGGCGGUCGGAAAGGAUUCUUGGGAGAGUUUCUAGACAAUCUGAAGCAGGAACUGAGCAAGAACAACGAGAUGUCUGAGAACAUCAAGAAGUUUCGAGAAGAGGCCAAAAAGCUGGAAGAAUCAGAUGCCCUGAAACAGGCCAGGAGGAAAUAUAAAACCAUCGAGUCAGAAACCGUUAAGACGUCUGAAAUUUUAAAGAAAACUCUCGGCACAAUAUCAGACACCGUGAAGGAGGGUUUGGAAGAGGUGGGUCGCUCGGACAUCGGAAAGAAAAUAAAAGAAGGCGUGGAAGAAGCUGCCAAAACCGCCAAACAGUCGGCAGAGACUGUGUCCAAAAGUGGAGAGAAAUUCGGAAAGACCGGAGCGUUCCGGGCGAUCUCGCAGGGCGUAGAGAGCGUUAAGAAAGAGAUCGGUGACCUUGGCGAGACCGGCCAGUAUCGACCGCCCACCACGCUGAGAAAGAGAAGCGACUUCUCGUCGAAACCAGGAGGCAGUGAAACCAAAGUCUUUGAGGCCAACGAGGAGGCGAUGGGUGUUGUCCUACACAAGGACUCCAAGUGGUAUCAGCAAUGGAAGGAAUUCAAGGACAACAAUGUUGUUUUUAACAGAUUUUUUGAGAUGAAGAUGAAAUAUGACGAGAGUGACAACUCCUUCGUCAGAGCAUCCCGCGCCAUCACAGACAAGAUGACCGACAUCAUUGGUGGGCUGUUCUCCAAAACCGAGAUAUCUGAGGUUCUGACCGAGAUCCUGAAGGUGGAUCCAAAUUUCGACAAGGACUCCUUCCUCAAACAGUGUGAGAGAGACAUCAUUCCCAAUGUCCUAGAGGCCAUGAUUCAAGGAGAACUGGACGUGCUCAAAGAUUGGUGUUAUGAGGCUACGUACUCUCAGCUUGCUCACCCCAUCCAGCAGGCCAAGGCUAUGGGUCUACAGUUCCACUCCAAUAUUCUGGAUAUUGAUAAUAUUGAUUUGGCGAUGGGGAAGAUGAUGGAGCAAGGCCCCGUGCUCAUAAUCACCUUUCAAGCUCAACUGGUGAUGGUCAUUCGUGACAUGAAGGGAGAAGUAGUGGAGGGAGAUCCGGCAAAAGUUCUCCGGAUGAUGUACGUGUGGGCACUGUGUCGGGACCAGGAAGAGCUGAACCCGUACGCCGCCUGGAGACUAUUAGACAUCUCUGCUUCCAGCACUGAACAAAUUCUGUGAAAAGGGCACUAAGAAGCUCCGGGAGACACGAGGGAGGGGCUACAGGGGGUGUGACUCACCUAGGGGGUGUGGCCAUGCACAUCAGGUUGUUUUACAUAACCCCACCCCCAUUGGUGGUCUUUUCCAGAGCUCACCCAGAAACCCUGACAAGACUGCAGGGUUGUUCGGGAGCGAGCCAAACGGGGUAACUAAUAUGACGAAACUGGCAUAGGUUGGACACACGUCACUGGACCAAAACCCCAUCGGUCAUACUAAGAUGAGACUCCUCAACUGAUUGUUUAUUGAGCCAUAACAUAUUUUUUUUCCAGUUCAGCCUCAAUUAUGUGAGGCUAAAAUUGUGGGUUAAUUUUGAAAUUGUCUUCAAAAUGGCCCGGUUCUUGAACUUUCCAAUUAUACCUAGAAUAUAUUCCCAUUGUAAUAUAAAAAUGAGAUAUUGGCUGAUGUACAACUUGUGGGUUUUUAAGUUUGGAUGAAUCGUAUAAAUGCAAUAUGUAUUAAAAUUAUUACACUUCUC